CUGGCGCAGGAUGGCAGACAAGGACCCGCGGAGCGCGCAGGAACUCUCGCAGUUUGCAGAAAACCUACUACAGCAACUGCAGGAGAACUUUCAAGCUUUGACUGAAAAGUUAACUCUGAGAAUGGAAGAAAUGGGUGAACAUAUUGAUGACCUUGAAAAGCAUGUCACUGACCUAAUGGCACAGGCCGGGAUAGAAAAUACGAAUGAGGAUCUGAUGCACUGAAAAUGAGAACAUACUGAUCAAGAAAUACAGACUGAUUCUGUAUUACAUUCUAUUGAGAAAGAGGAAGAAUGUCAUUUACAAACAGGAUGUGUAUUUCUACAAAAUUCAAGUGAAAAUAACGUGCAUUGUAAAGGACUUCAAAGGGUAAAAUUUUUAGUCUUGCACCAUGACUGACAGCAAGAAUAUCUAUUAAUAUUUCAGCAAUCACAAAGAAUAGG
Molecule: messenger RNA, 441 nt
Organism: Gopherus flavomarginatus (Mexican gopher tortoise)
Lineage: Eukaryota; Metazoa; Chordata; Testudines; Testudinidae
Gene: HSBP1L1
Product: heat shock factor binding protein 1 like 1
Exons: 4
Coding region: 11-223 (70 amino acids)
Biological process (GO): cellular heat acclimation
Cellular component (GO): cytosol; nucleus
Molecular function (GO): transcription corepressor activity
Source: RefSeq, a predicted model, not a curated record